This is a messenger RNA of Arachis ipaensis, 654 nucleotides long. Its product is annotated as HVA22-like protein c. The record is from RefSeq and is a predicted model, not a curated record. Lineage: Eukaryota; Viridiplantae; Streptophyta; Magnoliopsida; Fabales; Fabaceae.
AUGGGUGCUUCUGGAAACAACCUUCUCCAAGUUCUCUUCAGGAACUUCGAUGUUCUUGCUCUCCCCUUCGUCACCCUUGUUUACCCCUUACAUGCUUCCAUUAGGGCCAUAGAGACAAGGUCUCAUACUCAUUAUCAACAAUGGCUUACCUACUGGGUUCUUUACUCUUUGAUGACCCUCUUUGAGAUCACAUUUGCCAAAGUUCUUCAAGUGCUUCCCAUUUGGCCGUAUGCCAAGUUGAUAUUCAGUUGCUGGCUGGUUCUGCCUCAGUUCAACGGCGCAGCAACUGUUUAUGGAAAUUACAUAAGGCCCUUCUACAUGAACCCGCAAAUCCGAGUCCCUCAAGCUUCUCAAAUGUGGUGUUUCCCGCGCAAGAACAACAUAUUCAACCAACCAGAUGAUGUUCUAACCGCUGCUGAGAGAUACAUGAAUCAGCAUGGUACAGAAGCAUUUGAAAGACUUAUAACCAAGAAUGAGAGAGUAGCCAGAGCAAAGAGGAAUCGAAACCAUGUGAUCUAUGAUGAUGACUACAUGUAUUGAUUAAACUCUGUUAAUGUUUCACUCUCCUAUUGUUAAUAUUAUUUCUACGUACCAACUAUUGUACUAGAUUAUAUAUAAUAACCCUUGUCAUGGGUCUCAAGUUUUUUCGUGCAA